This is a messenger RNA of Nematolebias whitei (Rio pearlfish), 3856 nucleotides long. RefSeq names its product kelch-like protein 29. The transcript has 15 exons. The record is from RefSeq and is a predicted model, not a curated record. Bases 405 to 3032 code for a protein of 875 amino acids. Gene Ontology annotation, molecular function: protein binding. Lineage: Eukaryota; Metazoa; Chordata; Actinopteri; Cyprinodontiformes; Rivulidae.
AUAAAUAAAACAAACCAGAGAAAGGGGGAGGAGCCGCACCGGGAGUAAAGUGGCUGCACAGAGUGUCAGUCCGUCCGAUCCGCGGCGCAGCACAGACACACGCGCCUGACAAGUCGCGCGCGCUCCGUGCCGAGCACAGACAGGCGGACACUGACUCGACACACGGCCGCAGCUUUUCUCCGUCUAAAAAUGCAACGGCCGUCUUUGUGGACGUAACCAGCGCCGUUAGCGAAAACAAGGACAAACGCCGGAGGAGGAGGAGGAGAAGGAGGUGGCGGACAGGAGGAGCAGCGAGAGGUGUCGACGGCAAUACUCCGAAGGUCUAAUUUGUCUGUGAUGAGCAUCCCCGUCCACCAGAGAGCAAAAAUACGGCCUGCCCCUGUUGUUCCUGCUGAGAGGAAGUGAUGUCACGCCACCACCACCGCUACGAGAGGGACUACCGCGGACCCUGGGAGCGACGAGACAUCCGUCCGUCCGGCCUCCACAAUGGAGGAGCCAACCACAGCUGUGCCUCUGCUGUUGUCAAUGGCAACAACCGUCCGGGGCUCCUUCCCCUCCCGGUCAUCCCCUCCCUCCUUCCCACCCCUGUCACAGUUGCCGUGACAACAUCGAGCGGUGACCUCGCGGUCAAGCGAGGCAUCACGGGAGCGGGAGCCGUGGCUCCGGCGUCAGCCAAGGUUUCUGGCUUGUCUCCAGGAGACAACCAGACCCCGGGACUGCUGUUGGCUCCGGGAGUCAGGUGGGGACAGACGCCCAUCAACCAGCUCACACCCUGGGAUACAGAUGAGCCCCCUGCUAAGCAACACAGAGACGGAGAACCCACAGGACCAAACUGGGCCACACCGGUCGCAGCUGUCAGCCAGCCGAGUCUCCUGCCCCACACCUACACCCUCCCUCAACCUCCAUCGUUCAGCCACAGUGUCACAGCUCAGUCACCCAUCAUAGGAGUGACCCCGUCCAUCCAGGCGCCGAUGGCCCCGCAGCAUCCCCUCAUGACCACCCACUUCCAGCUCACGCCUCAGUCCACUCAGCAGCCGCACUCCAUGGUGCUGAGCCUGCCCAGCCAGCCUCCCUACGUGUCGGCCCAGCCAACGGUUACACCGUCCGCCCUCGCUGCCCAAGCCAACCAGGUGGUUCAUCCGAACCCUCACAGCAUCAUGGGCAAUGGCCACCUGACCUCUCACUCCAGCCUCCUCCAGCCCCCCGCUCUGCCCCUCACCAACGGACAGGCAGCACUGGUGCAUGCCCAGCCUACUGCUGCAGACAAUCAGGACGGUCCCAAUGGGUUGCAAAUGCUACGGACAGUCGGGAGUGGGAAGUACGAGUUCAGUGACCCGGGACACCCCAAAGAGAUGUUGAAGGAGUUGAACCAGCAGCGCAGAGAGAAAGAGUUUACAGACCUGAAAAUUAUUGUUGAAGGCAAAGAGUUUGAAGUCCACCAAAAUGUUCUAGCUUCCUGCAGCUUGUAUUUCAAGGACCUGGUGAAAAGGUCGUCAGGGGAGACGAAGAGCGGGGAGAUGCUGGAGCUCCACAUGAGCAACAUCAACGUCGACGUUCUGGAGCUGCUGCUUGAGUUCGUCUACACGGGAUCGCUGGUCAUCGACUCGGCCAACGCCAAGACGCUGCUGGAGGCCGCCAACAAGUUCCAGUUCAACACCUUCUGUAAAGUCUGCGUCUCCUUCUUAGAGAAACAGCUGACUGCCUCUAACUGUCUGGGAGUGCUGGCGAUGGCUGAAGCCAUGAGUUGCACCGAGCUACACAACAUGGCCAAAGCUUUUGCUCUGCAGAACUUCCCUGAGGUGGCCGGUCAGGAGGAGAUUUUGAGUGUUUCCACGGAGGACCUGGUGGCGUACCUGUCCAACGACAGUCUGAACACGAAGGCUGAGGAGCUGGUCUAUGAAACUGUCAUCAAAUGGAUCAAGCAAGACCCCAACUCCAGAGUUCAGCAAUUGUCGGAGCUGCUGGCGGUGGUCCGUCUUCCCUUCAUUCAUCCAUCCUACCUGCUUAACGUGGUGGACAACGAGGAGCUGAUCAAAUCAUCGGAGGCGUGUCGUGAUCUGGUCAACGAAGCCAAGCGCUACCACAUGCUGCCCCAUGCACGGCAAGACAUGCAAACACCCAGGACCCGGCCCAGACUUUCUGCAGGUGUAGCAGAGGUGAUAGUUCUGGUGGGAGGGCGUCAGGCCAUUGGGAUGAACCAGCGCUCCUUGACAGCGGUCACAUGCUUUAACCCCCAGAACAGUAAGUGGUACCCGCUGGCCAGCCUGCCCUUCUACGACCGUGAGUUCUUCAGCGUCAUCUCGGCGGGAGACAACAUCUACCUGUCAGGUGGCACUGAGUCAGGUGUGAUGGUGGCCGACGUGUGGUGCUAUAUGUCCCUAUUGGACAACUGGAAUUUGGUGUCCCGGAUGACCGUGGCUCGCUGCAGACACAACAGCCUGGUAUACGAUGGAAAACUGUACACCAUUGCAGGACUGGGCGUGUCAGGAAACCUGGACCACGUGGAGAGGUACGACACGAUCACCAACACAUGGGAGACGGUUUCUCCUCUUCCUAAACCGGUUCAUUCAGCGGCUGCCACUGUGUGCGGAGGGAAGGUCUACGUUUUCGGGGGCGUGAACGAAGCCGGGCGCUCGGCGGGCGUCCUUCAGUCGUAUGUCCCUCAGAGCAACGCCUGGAGUUUCAUCGAAUCGCCCAUGAUAGAUAACAAAUACGCUCCUGCUGUGAGUCUAAACGGCUAUAUAUUCAUCCUGGGAGGGGCCUACGCUCGAGCCACCACCAUCUAUGACCCGGACAAAGGCAACAUCAAGGCCGGGCCCAACAUGAACCACUCUCGGCAGUUCUGCAGCGCCGCCAUCCUGGACGGGAAGAUCUACGCCACCGGAGGCAUAGUGAGCAGCGAAGGUCCGUCGCUCGGCAACAUGGAGACGUUCGACCCCUGCACCAACACGUGGACGCUCCUGCAGUCUCUGCCCUGCCCUCUCUUCAGACACGGCUGCGUGGUCAUUAAGAAGUACAUCCAGAGCGGCUGACGGCGGCUCGGACCGGACCAAACACUAGCUGAGCGAUGCGUGACGGCAGCUUAGAGCUGGGUCAGUCCGUCUGUUGGUGACAUUUGGAGUGACGCCAGCAUCGAGCCACACCCCCACCCCACCCCCUCAAACCAGACCCUGUGCAGAAUGUACUCAUGUUCAGCUACUCAGCCAUGCCAGGUGACGACGCCCAACCUCCAGUACUGUGCGUGUUAUGGUAGUAGUCCAUCCUCUCAUCUGACAGGCACAGGGACCCUUCGUCACUCAUAGCCAACUGGUUUCAAGUGAAGUCUUCUUUUCAGUUCUCCUUUUUCCUAGUCUCCGUGAACGCACCACUUUACGUCUCUUUGGUACAGUCAGAUCAUCGCAGGUCCGUGUUUUUUGUCACUUCGAGUGAAUUGCAUUUGACAGCUGUAGGUUAGAGCAGGAGUUUACACAACAGGAAGAGCCGUUAAGAGAAAUGGGACUGGGUUUCUCUCUCUCUGCUUGGUCUGGAAGAAAAACUUGUGUGUAUUUAUAUGAGGGAAUUUUAAAAACAGAUUUUUUUUUAGUCUGUGUGACCUAGUUCUUUUAACAUCUUGUUAAACAGGAAGGAACACGAUCAAAUUUAGGUCGGAUCAGAUUUAAAGGGAGAAAAUCCUCAUUCCUUCAUUAUCACGGAGUUCCAGUUGGAUGGUGACAUCAUCUGGAGCAACGGUGGGAGUUCUUUCUCCCCCCCCACUCAAACACGGUGACUUUCUGGGACAUACACCACAAACGGAGAGGGGGGGGAGGGAUCCCUCCUCCUGGUGACGUCGAGUUGGGAAAGCUCCUCUCUGGAUAAA